AUGAAUGCCCUAGAACCAACGCCUCUCGGAGUCUCUCUAGGAUUAGCCAGAAUGGAGUGGGUCGGCGGAUCAGCCGCUAAUACUAACUUCGUUUACAGAUUUGGCAGCUCUGCUGGUGCUGGAGUUGAUACCUCGUCGUUGAUACCGGUCAGCAUCUUCACUGGCCACUCUGACUUUGGUGGUCGCGCCAGGUGGGCUGCUACUUUCGGCGGUUACCCCAAUGCCGAUGGCAACGGACAUGGAACUCAUGUAUCUGGGACCGCCGCUGGUUCGAGGCGGGGUGUAGCGAAGUCGGCCAAUUUGAUCGCCGUCAAAAUGCUCAGUGACCAAGGAUCAGGUUCCGUCUCUGACAUCGUUUCUGGCCUUAACUUUGUUUCUACCUCCGCACGCUCCUCUGGUAGGCCCACCAUCGCUACAAUGAGCUUGGGCGGCUCUGCGUCAACUGCCUUAGAAAAUGCUGUUUCCUCGCCCGUACAGCUUGUCAGCCAAGGUAUCCAUGUCAAGGUUGCAGCUGGAAACGACAAUGCGAAUGCUGACAAUACCAGCCCAGCUCGUGUCGGAGUGGCCAACACCAUUGGCGCUUCUACCAUUAAUGACACUCGAGCUUCUUUCUCAAACUUCGGUUCAGUUGUCGACAUCUUUGCUCCAGGACAAUUACAAGCUCCUGGAUUGGCAGCUACCAAUAGGAUCUCUGGUACUUCAAUGGUUAAAUGUCGCCUGCUUGAAGAAGUGUCGCGUUUCUGGCCUCACCAGGCUACUUCCCACGUUGCAGGCCUUAUUGCGUAUCUCAUCACUCGCGGUGGAAAUGCCUCUCCCGCUGUGACCACGUCGCGCCUGAAGGGUAUAGGUAUCAACAGUGCGCUCUCUAGCAUUCCCUCUGGCACAGUCAAUCUCCCUGCCCGCAAUGAUGUUUAG
Messenger RNA from Heterobasidion irregulare TC 32-1, 915 nucleotides. Its product is annotated as serine protease S8. Gene Ontology annotation, biological process: proteolysis. NCBI's taxonomy places the organism in Eukaryota, Fungi, Basidiomycota, Agaricomycetes, Russulales, Bondarzewiaceae. The record is from RefSeq and is a predicted model, not a curated record. The transcript has 14 exons. Gene Ontology annotation, molecular function: serine-type endopeptidase activity. Bases 1 to 915 code for a protein of 304 amino acids.